Molecule: messenger RNA, 1811 nt
Organism: Pseudocercospora fijiensis CIRAD86
Lineage: Eukaryota; Fungi; Ascomycota; Dothideomycetes; Mycosphaerellales; Mycosphaerellaceae
Exons: 4
Coding region: 63-1742 (559 amino acids)
Biological process (GO): regulation of DNA-templated transcription
Cellular component (GO): nucleus
Molecular function (GO): transcription cis-regulatory region binding; DNA-binding transcription factor activity, RNA polymerase II-specific
Source: RefSeq, a predicted model, not a curated record
AGGUGAAGUGCGAUGUGAGCGACAACUCGGGGCGCACAUGUCGGCGCUGUCGGCGGCAGAACAUGCCGUGCGUCUACUCGAAGACGUACAAGCGACAGCGACGCCCUACCAAACUCGAGCUCUUGCGACAGCUCGACGCUCUUCGACAGCAGCAGCAGCAGCAGCAGCAGCAGCAGCAGCAGCGUGAUAUUGCUUCUGGGACUGCUCCUCCUCAGGCUCCCCCUCCUCAGGCCGCAAGCGUAUCGGGAUGGCUCCCUGCUCUCGACGACGGCGUGGACGUGGACGUGGACGUGAACGCGUCGCCUCCCUCUCCCCCUCCCCCUCCCCCUCCCCUCCAGCCACCGCCCAGUCCCAGUGCUACGGCGUCAUGUACUUCGCCCAACUUGCUUCCGGAACAUGCGUCGCCAGAAGAGCACUCGUGGCAAGAGUCCUCGUAUUUCCCGCCGCAAAGCCAAAGCGUGGCCGAAGCGACCGUCGAGCGUGACAUUCAUGGCCUUUCCGUCCGCGCCGCCGAGAUUGACGACUGCUUCACACUCUUCAAAGACCACUGCCUUCGCUAUGUGCCUGUUAUGGAGAAGCUGCCUUUGCCCAAUGCCUGCUAUGCGCGCUCGCCCCUCCUCUUCUGGACCAUCGUCGCUAUCGGAUCUCGCAAGUAUCUGAACAACCCAACCCUCAUUGUCCAGCUCGGCCCCAGAGUCUCCGACCUGAGCAAGACGGCAAUCGCUCGUCUGGAGCCGGUGCUGUUGACUAUCCAGGCUUUGAUUCUGCAGUGCGCAUGGCCCAUGCCAUUUCGGACCCUCUGCAACGAUGUCACUCCUGUCGCUGCUGGUCUUGUGCUUCAGCUCGCUACCACUGUCGGCCUUCAUGUGCAGGGCAGCGGUCAGGAGUUCGUCCGCUCCAAGCUGAGCUCCGACCGUGACCGAAUACUGGAGCGUGGUCGCCUGUGGGCUUGCUGCUCCCUCGUAUGCCAGAGGUAUGUCGAGCAGCCACCUCAAUCUCGCCUACCAAGCCGUUUGGACGCAGUCCUUGCAAAAGCUGUUGAACGCUUGCAACAGCUGAAUUACGACGCGAUCGAAACCAUCGGUACUUCUCGCAUAUAUCUUCGUGGGCUCCGCCUUUCUGACUUGAUAUUAGACGUCUUCUACGCGCAAGCAGCGGAAUUGCACCUACUCAGCUUCCAUCUCUUUAAACAUCGCUCGGCAAUUGCCGAUGACGUGCUGAAACGCAUGUACGAUGUCGCUGUCGAUCUCAUCGAGCUAGCGUUGGAGUUAGACAGAAAUGCAAAAGUAGCCGACUUUGGCCCGGUCUUCUUCGCGAGGCUGCUCGACUCUGCAGCCAUCGCAAUCUUACGCAUCAGCAAAUCUGACGUCGCCUAUCAUCUGGAUCUUGACCGCGGGCGGAAAGCCUACUUCGCCCUGAUCCUCUUCCACCGCAAGCACUCGGUGCGGCAGGAUGAUGCUUUUGCUCGCUUCAGCAUUAUCUUGACCAAUCUAUGGACAAGCACGCGCAUCUUCACAUCGACCAAUGGGAGCAUUGAUAGCCUGCGUGUUCGGAGCCGUGCUCGCCUAGGUAUGAGCAUGGUGUAUGACUGCUUCUGGUGGUGGCGCCAAGAAUAUGGUCGUCAAAAAUGCAUCUACGAUACUGAAGAGCAGGCAACGCCACGCGCUCUGGAAUGGUUCGCGUUUGACGACAUGUUCACUGAUAAUUGGCUUGACGUGGGUAUGGACGCCUGUGCUCUCUAGCAACUACGCCGACCAAUUCGGAAGCACAGAUCAUUGAACAGCUACCAACUCAAUUGUAAUGCUUGAGCU